AUGGCAAAGCAGAUUAUGGUUAGGACCAGAGGAUUAGGUCGUGCCUUAGGUCAGGUUACUGGCAGAGGUGUGAGCAGAGGAGAUUGUGAUGAUUCUGAUGAUGCUCCGCAGCGUCAACGGCCUACUGCAUCUACACGGAGGCAGCGAGUCGUUGCGACUGCGGCGCACGAUGAGCCAGUCAUCCCUGCGCCAGAUGUUCAGGAUGACCCGAUGGAGGCACCAACUGCUGUAGAGGACAUUGUGGCAGACAUUUCUGCGGACACAGGCACAGAGGCUGCUGAGGAUGAGCAUGAGGGAUUUCCGAGUGGUCCGAGCGACCCAUCCGUGUUGACCCAGUAUGUGGAUCACGUUGCUUGCAGCGUAUGGACGGGAGAGGAGCGUCCUGAAUUGAAGCUAUCCUCUCAUGGGAGGAAGGUCCAUAGUUUAGGCAGGCCUAUCCCUGCCAUUGAGGGACUUGUUGCUGGUACAGGACUAAGUCCUCUGAUCGCGUGUUUGGUAGACACUGGCGAUCGGGGACUUUUGUCCGCGUUUGUGGAGCGGUGGCACCGGGAGACGUCUAGUUUCCAUCUCCCGAUGGGAGAGCUCACCAUCACGUUGGACGACGUCUCCUUGCUUCUCCAUCUUCCUGUGAUUGGCGACUUACACGCUUUUGAGCCCUUGCACGUGGAUGAUGCGGUUCAGAUGCUGGUAGACUUGUUGAUGGCAGGUCAUUGGACAGCUGCGGCUCGCGCAUAUCUUCUUCACCUUCUGGGUUGCACUCUGUUUGCUAACAAGAGUGCAACCAAUGUCCAUGUUGUCUACUUAGAGGCCCUUCGUGACCUCAGUAUGACGGAGAGGUAUGCUUAG
Molecule: messenger RNA, 846 nt
Organism: Glycine soja
Lineage: Eukaryota; Viridiplantae; Streptophyta; Magnoliopsida; Fabales; Fabaceae
Product: protein MAIN-LIKE 1-like
Exons: 4
Coding region: 1-846 (281 amino acids)
Biological process (GO): meristem maintenance; meristem development
Source: RefSeq, a predicted model, not a curated record